Messenger RNA from Microdochium trichocladiopsis, 759 nucleotides. RefSeq lists its product as uncharacterized. The coding region runs from base 1 to 759 and encodes 252 amino acids. Lineage: Eukaryota; Fungi; Ascomycota; Sordariomycetes; Xylariales; Microdochiaceae. The transcript is spliced from 3 exons. Gene Ontology annotation, cellular component: membrane. The record is from RefSeq and is a predicted model, not a curated record.
AUGAACAACACUCCAAAUGCAAUGCCAAUGCCACAGGCAGAGGCACUACGACCGGCUCCGCGUAAGGCCGGGCAAGAGCAUGUCCUCACCUACCCACCCGGCUUCGUUGCUGUGCGUGCCAUACAGCUCGUAUCUGCCAUCGUAGUGCUUGGUACCGCUGGCUAUAUACUUGGUGAAAAACCCUGGCGUGGUACCCCACCACCAGGCUUUGGCCUGAGCCUCUUCGCGGCCCUAUCGACAAUCAUUUGCGUAGUGUAUUACAUCGUGGCACAAUACGGCUUGCCGGCCGCCUACAAAUACUGGGCAAUUCUCGCGCACGACAUCUUUCUUCUCGUGCUGUGGCUGAUAUCCUACCCACUGGUGGGAGUUGCCAUGGCAGAUCUCGGGAGCCAUAAUCUCUCCAGUUACGACGAGUCAAUCUUUUCCGCUGGCUGCGCUGCAGCAGGGUUCGGUGCCAUUUGUUUCAUCCUCUUCUGUGUGUCCCUCGGCAUCCACGGCGCCGCUCUCCACCGCCACCGUGCCGCAGGAGGCCACUGGAAGACCCCGGCAAGCCCUGCCGCCCCUGUUCAUCAACAAGCAGGCGGAUAUCCUGCCCCGAAUCAAGCAGUGGCGGCUGGAAACUUCCAGAGCAAGCAGCAAGGACAGUUCGCCACGACCAUACAGAUGCAGGAACAGAUGCCCCCAAUGCAUUACCAGCAGAUGCCCGCCAAUAUGCCCACGCAAUACCAGCAGAUACCCCCCGCCAACAUGCACGUGUAG